This is a messenger RNA of Dicrocoelium dendriticum, 1098 nucleotides long. Lineage: Eukaryota; Metazoa; Platyhelminthes; Trematoda; Plagiorchiida; Dicrocoeliidae. The record is from the annotation of a GenBank genome assembly.
AUGAUCGCUCCUGUUCCCACUUCUCUGUGGGCCUUUAUUUUAUUUCUUGUUGCUUUCGCGUCAGACGAACCUCGGGUCGUUGUCAUGCGUGAUCUCUUCGGAGCCGAUGGCGAUGAUCGAAGCGCAAGUUCAGUCAACCCGGUUCCCUCGGCAAAGCGGAGUGGCAUGCAGCUCGGUGCACGCGGCGGUGCUGGUGCAGUGGAUCAAUUUGUCGAUCGUCUGAAAGCCGAAGGCGAAGCUGUGAGUGACGACUUGACCGCCUUAUUGGACAAGCCUGCGAGCACACUUGCGGGUAAAUCCACUGGCGUUAGGUCUCGACCUGAUCACAAACCGGAGAAAAAAGAGGACCUGCAUCUCCGAAUCGAAGAGAAACUCACCAUUCAAGUGGGACGCGACGGGGGCCUGGAGCAUUUGGAACUUCAAGGUAUUAUGCAUGCGUUGGCACUUUCGUCAUCUACAAUCGAGGCGCGUGUCCGAGUGGACACUCUAGAGGCGCUGAGUCCUCGUAACGAGCAUCAACCGGCUGCUCAGUUGCAGACGCAUCCUAACAUGGACAAAAAAGUGUUUGUGUCUACAAGUUGGCUUCAAAUAAAAUCUGGUGGCAAGGCGCUCCCUGUUGAACAAGAAGUUGGCGUGUUACGGUGGCGACUUCAGACGCAGGAUGAAUCGGUUCUUUCGAUCACCUUUAAUUGCUGGCCCAAUGAAAUUCGUGGGGGAUUUGAGGUGAACAUUGAAUAUGAGUUACAGAAUACUGAACUGGAACUAUGCGAUGCCGUCGUGAACGUCCCAUUGCCCUCUGGUUCCAAAUCUCCUUCCGUAGGAAAUUACGAUGGCGAAUAUGAAGUGAAUGCAAAGAAAACGCAGUUGAGUUGGAUUUUGCCCUUGAUCAACGCCUCCAAUACAUCUGGUUCCAUUGAAUUCACGGUGGGCACUGAAUCGACGGCUACCGCGGACCAGUUCUUUCCGCUGACACUCAGUUUUAGCACGGAUAAAUCGUUUUGUGGUAUUCGGGUAACGGAAGCCACCAACUCCGAUGGCAAUCCAAUCCCAUUUUCUUCUGAGACACGGCUUUAUACGGAAAAAUUCGAGGUGGUCUAG